CGGUGGAGGCGGCUGUGCGGGGAGGAGAGGCUGGAGCCGGUGUUGCGGCGCCGGUGGAGCGGGGCCCGGGCCGGGCACGAGCACGAGCAGCAGCAACAACAGGCCGCGGCGCUGCACCAGCUGGUCGCCGCCCAUGUCCGCUCCUUCAACCACGCUGCUGCAGAGGGGCUGAGCCGGGCCGUGCAGGAUAUUCGUCCACUCGAGUUCGAUUAUAAAAAUGAGCGCAUCACCCUGGUGUUUGCAGAUGCUCUCAUCAGUCCCCCAACCGUCCCGAAAGGCAGCAUCUGCAGUGACAUGAAAAUCUACCCAGCGGAGUGCCGAGGCAGGCGUAGUACUUACAAGGGCAAGCUAACUGCAGAUAUCAGCUGGUCAGUGAAUGGCAUCCCCAAAGGCAUCAUUAAACACAGCCUUGGUCUGAUCCCCAUCAUGGUCAAAUCAACCCUCUGCAACCUGUACGGCCUCUCUCUUCAAGAUCUCAUCAAACAUCACGAAGAAGCAGAGGAAAUGGGAGGAUACUUCAUCAUAAAUGGCAUAGAAAAGGUCAUCCGGAUGCUGAUCAUGCCCCGUCGGAAUUUUCCCAUCGCUGUGCUGAGACCCAAGUGGAAGAGCAGAGGCCCUGGCUACACGCAGUAUGGUAUUAGCAUGCACUGUGUGAAGGAUGAGCACACAGCUAUCAACAUGAACCUCCACUAUCUGGACAACGGCACAGUGAUGGUCAACUUCAUUUAUCAGAAGGAACUCUUCUUUAUCCCACUCGGGUUUGCACUGAAGGGGUUAGUUGAUUUCACCGAUUUCCAGAUUUACCAGGAGUUGAUCAAAGGGAAGGAGAGCAACUCCUUCUUCAAGAGUUGUGUGGCGCAGAUGCUGAGACUGGUGAUGACUGAGGGCUGCACCACCAAGAAGCAGCUCUUGAAUUACCUGGGCCAGAGGUUCCGCGUCAAGCUUUAUCUCCCCGAGUGGUACACCAACGAACAAGCCGCAGAGUUCCUGUUCGAUCACUGCCUGUGUGUCCACUUGAAGUCUAACGUAGAGAAAUUUUAUUUGCUCUGCUUGAUGACCCGGAAGUUGUUUACAUUCGCCAAGGGUGAAUGCCAGGCAGAGAAUCCAGACAGUUUGAUAAAUCAUGAAGUAUUGACUCCCGGUCAACUCUACCUGAUGUUUUUGAAGGAGAAGAUGGAGUUAUGGUUGCAAUCCAUUAAACUAGCCCUGGACAAAAAGAGCCAAAAAGGAACCAUCCAGAUUAACUCCGAAAACCUGAUGAAAGUUUUUAAUUUAGUGCCAGAUCUGUCGAGGCCAUUUGAGUACCUCUUGGCCACUGGAAACCUGCGCUCAAAAUCGGGUCUGGGAAUGCUGCAGGACUCUGGUCUGUGUAUCGUGGCGGACAAGUUGAACUUCAUCCGCUACCUUUCCCAUUUCCGCUGCGUGCACAGAGGGGCGGCCUUUGCCAAGAUGAGAACCACGUCUGUACGCAGGUUACUGCCGGAGUCCUGGGGCUUCCUGUGCCCCGUGCACACUCCGGAUGGAGAGCCGUGCGGCCUGAUGAACCACCUGACAGCUAUCUGUGAGAUUGUCACCCAGACAUCCAGUACCGUCACCCUGCCCACUCUGCUCUGUGGACUUGGAGUCACCCCUAUCGAUGGCACACCCAGUCGGCCCUACUCUGAGUGCUACCCAGUCCUGCUGAACGGUGCCCUGGUGGGCUGGGUCGAGAAAGACAAAGGACCUAGAAUUGCCGAUGCCCUGCGCAACUUUAAGGUGCUACAGAUGAAGAAAGUGCCAGCCUGGAUAGAGAUCGUUCUGAUUCCGAUGAUGGAUAAGCCCGGUAUUUACCCGGGAUUGUACCUCUUCACCACCAUGUGCCGAAUGAUCCGUCCAGUCAGGAACCUGGCCUUGGGAAAGGAAGAGCUUAUUGGAACACUUGAACAGCUGUACAUGAACAUUGCCAUCACUGAGGCAGACAUCCUGCCUGGAAUAACGAGCCAUCAGGAGCUUUUUCCCCACAGCAUGCUGAGUGUUGUGGCUAGUUUCAUCCCCUACUCAGAUCACAACCAAAGUCCCAGGAACAUGUACCAGUGUCAGAUGGGGAAGCAGACAAUGGGGUUUCCAUUGUACACUUUCCCAGACAGAUCGGAUAGCAAACUGUAUCGUCUCCAAACUCCACAGAGUCCACUGGUUCGGCCGCAUAUGUAUGACUUUUAUAAUAUGGACAACUACCCCAUAGGAACCAAUGCUGUCGUGGCUGUCAUAUCCUACACUGGAUAUGAUAUGGAAGAUGCUAUGAUUAUCAACAAGGCAUCCUGGGAGCGAGGCUUUGCCCAGGGAAGUGUCUAUAAGACGGAAAUAAUCGACCUUGACCAGCAGGUUAAGCAAAGCAACGGGAACAUUGUGUUCGGCGUAGCGGCCGAUCAAAAGCGAGUCGCACACAAACUAGAUGAUGAUGGAUUGCCACCAGUCGGGGCUGUACUGGAGUACGGUGAUCCGUAUUAUGGUUACGUCAACCUUAACACUGGGGAUGGUUUUGUCAGCUACUACAAGAACAAGGAGAGCGGCGUGGUGGAUAACAUCAAGGUGUGCGGCAACGACAGUGGGACAGCGCUGUUUAAACGGGUCUGCAUCACCCUGAGGAUCCCGCGCAACCCCACCAUCGGGGAUAAGUUUGCCAGCCGGCACGGGCAGAAGGGCAUCUUGAGCCGUCUGUGGCCAGCGGAGGACAUGCCGUUCACGGAGAGCGGGAUGGCGCCGGAUAUCCUGUUCAACCCGCACGGCUUCCCUUCCCGCAUGACCAUCGGCAUGCUGAUCGAGAGCAUGGCGGGCAAGUCUGCUGCCGCGCACGGCCUGUGCCACGACGCCACGCCCUUCACCUUCUCCGAGGAGAACUCGGCCCUGGAGCACUUUGGCAAGAUGCUGCGGGCAGCCGGCUACAACCACUACGGCACGGAGAGGCUCUACAGCGGCAUUAGCGGGCUGGAGCUGGAGGCAGACAUCUUCAUCGGGGUGGUCUACUACCAGCGCCUGCGCCACAUGGUGUCCGACAAGUUCCAGGUGAGGACCACUGGGGCGAGGGACAAGGUGACCAACCAGCCCCUGGGGGGCAGGAACGUCCAGGGGGGCAUUCGCUUUGGGGAGAUGGAGCGCGACGCCCUGCUGGCUCACGGCACCUCCUUCCUGCUCCAGGACCGUCUCUUCAACUGCUCCGACCGCUCGCUGGCCCGCGUGUGCGUUGGCUGCGGCAGCCUGCUCUCACCGCUGCUGGAGAAGCCACCGCCGUCCUGGUCCGCCACCCGCCACCGCAAGUACCAGUGCACCGUCUGCCACCAGUCCGACACCAUCGAGGUCAUCUCCCUGCCCUACGUCUUCCGCUACUUUGUGGCCGAGCUGGCUGCCAUGAACAUCAAUGUCCAACUCAACGUGCGAUGACCACCGCUGGCUCACGUUUAGUUUGGAAACAACAGGCCCCUUCGGCACAUCGAGUCCAUGCCGACCGUUCCACGUAAUCCCAUUUCAUCCGCUCCCUGCACACCAGGGGCAAGUUUACAGAGGGCCGAUUAACCUGCACACCCCCAUGUAUCUUGUGAUGUGGGAGGAAAGCCAAGCACCGGCAGGGAGAACAUACAAACUCCGCGCAGACAGCAUCCCAGAUCAGGAUAGAACCUGGGUCUGUCAUGCUGUGAGGGAACACAUCUACCGGCUGUGCCACUGGUAGAGCUGGCAAUGGGAUGGUUUUUAAAAAAAGUAUUUUUGUAGCUCGGUGGAAAAAUGAGAUCCAGAGAAACAUGGACUGUGCUAAAAAAAACAAACGACAUAAUCAAAUCUUGCUGUGGACUCAUGGUGACAGCAUCCAUGCUUUAUUUCUGCUAAAGCUACAGGUCAAAAUGAAAGCAAUUGUAUUAUCCAAGAUGCCUUUUAUAAAAUGAAUUAUGUAUUGAAACGACAAUACCAUUCCAACAACUUUCCCACCCUGCCAUCUCUGUGCAUUGGAUUAUGGUUUGAGUGCCCUGGGUUGUUAGGGUGUGGACAGACUGGAAGAAACAUUAGUUUUCAAAUAAAAUGUGCUGCCAUUUUUAUUUUGAAGUA
Messenger RNA from Amblyraja radiata (thorny skate), 4074 nucleotides. It is a transcript of the gene polr1b, whose product is annotated as RNA polymerase I subunit B. The transcript is spliced from 15 exons. Gene Ontology annotation, cellular component: nucleus. The coding region runs from base 295 to 3417 and encodes 1040 amino acids. NCBI's taxonomy places the organism in Eukaryota, Metazoa, Chordata, Chondrichthyes, Rajiformes, Rajidae. Gene Ontology annotation, biological process: DNA-templated transcription. The record is from RefSeq and is a predicted model, not a curated record. Gene Ontology annotation, molecular function: DNA binding; DNA-directed RNA polymerase activity; ribonucleoside binding.